AUGCUUUCCCUCAGACCGCGGGCCCUUGCCGGGCUGCGGCGGGCUCAGUCACGGCUGGACUCGCCGCCCGGCUGGAUCUGCCCCGGCUGCAGAACGGGCUUCGCUGCUGUGCGACGCUGGAACAGCUCCCAGAAGCCUGCGGGGUCUGGCGAGAAGCCGUAUUAUAUCACGACACCCAUCUUCUAUGUCAAUGCUGCUCCCCACAUUGGCCAUCUCUAUACCAUGGUCCUCGCGGACGUGGUCAAGCGAUGGCAGCAGAUCAAAGGCAAGGAAGCCUACUUGUGUACGGGCACGGAUGAGCACGGUAUGAAGAUCCAGAGAGCCGCCAGCAAACAUGGAAUGGAGCCGAAGGAGUUCUGUGACGGCAACUCGAUCAAGUUUCGAGAACUGGCGGCUGCGGCCAAUAUCUCCAAUGACUUUUUCAUCCGGACCACCGACCAGGAGCACAAGGACGCCGUAUCACAGUUCUGGUUGCAUCUCAAGCAUGCGACGCCCGAAAGCCUGGGGCUGUAUAAAGGCGUUCACGAAGGAUGGUACUGUGUCAGCGAUGAGUGCUUCUAUCCUGCAGACCUAGUGCAGCCCAGUAUCGUGCCUCAGACGGGGAGGAAGAUUAUGGUCAGCACCGAGACGGAUAACGAAGUGGAGUGGGUAAAGGAAGAGACCUGGUUCUUUCCUCUGACGAAGUACAAGGAUGCUUUGCUGAAGCUCUAUGAUGAGAAUCCUGACUGGAUCAAGCCGGCUCAUCGAAUGGCGGAAGCGAGAGACUGGAUCGAGAACCAUCUUGAAGAUUUGUCUGUCACCAGGCCCGCCUCCAGGCUCAGCUGGGGUAUACCAGACCCCGAGGAUCCCAGUCAGACCAUCUAUGUCUGGGUUGAUGCUCUCAUCAACUACAUUACAAAGGCGGGAUACGGCAGCAAGUGGCACUCGGCAAAGGACGACAUGGGCAUCUGGCCGGCCGAUCUACAGGUCAUUGGAAAAGACAUUCUGCGCUUUCAUACAAUCUACUGGCCGGCCCUGCUCAUGGCACUGGGCCUGCCUGUUUCAAAGGGGUUCCUCUGUCACAACCACUGGACCAUGUCCAACCGCAAAAUGUCCAAGUCACUAGGCAACGUCGUCAACCCCUUUUUCGCCGUCCAGCGAUGGGGCAUCGACCCCCUGCGAUACUUCCUCAUGCGCAAUGCCAGCCUGAACAAGGAUAUGAGCUACUCCAACCAGCAGAUUGGUGCCGUCUACGUGAAAGAGCUGCAGGCAAACAUUGGCAAUCUCUUUUACAGAAUUGCAAAGCCGAAGGCGUCCGUCAGAUGGUCGACUCUCGAAGCCCUGGCGGCCUACCGCAAUGGGGAAUUCGAUGCCUGGAUCGAGAACAAUGCCACAAGUGACGUUGAUGCGACCUACUUUAGCUUGGAAGGUCACUUGGCUGAGAGCCCUGCGGCCAUCUGCAGAGAAAUGGACGACUACAACACGAGCGGCGCGAUACGGGAGAUUUUCGAGCUGCUGAGAGAGACGAACCGCUACGUUACAGAUGCCAAGCCAUGGGACAUUGUCAAGCUUCAGGGUGCAGAGUCCCGCACCCUGCUGAACUGGGUCAUCUUCAACUGCGCAGAAGCCCUGCGUAUUGCCGGCAUCUUACUUCAGCCCAUCAUGCCAACAAAGGCAUCGGAAUUGCUGGAUGCCUUGGGUGUUCGCCCUGAUAGACGCACCGUUGAGUUUGCAGCCAAGGGAAAGGAUGCCGAUUACGGUACCGAGUCCAAGCCAGUCGAGCCAGCGCCCCGAAUGAGCAAAUGGGACACCUUGUUCCCACCGACACCGAGUGCAGAGCUGUCGGAUGAUGAGCUUACGGAACACUUGAGGGUGGCUCUGCUGGACAAGACAAGGAACAAGAUGAACCAGAUGGCCGAGCUGCUGGCUAUGGAGGCGCGGAUGGGCGAGGAAGCAGUCGCCAAAUUUCUGGCAGACGUUCAUGCAGCCAAGACCUCAACUCCGUAG
This is a messenger RNA of Trichoderma reesei QM6a, 1986 nucleotides long. RefSeq lists its product as uncharacterized. The transcript is spliced from 3 exons. The record is from RefSeq and is a predicted model, not a curated record. Lineage: Eukaryota; Fungi; Ascomycota; Sordariomycetes; Hypocreales; Hypocreaceae. Gene Ontology annotation, biological process: methionyl-tRNA aminoacylation. Gene Ontology annotation, molecular function: methionine-tRNA ligase activity; ATP binding. The coding region runs from base 1 to 1986 and encodes 661 amino acids.